AUGACUAGACACCAACCCAAAGACGACCCGUCAAUGAACCCAGGUACCGUUAAUAUCUAUAAUAAGCCCGUGUAUGCACUCAUCGAUUCCAGAUCAACUCACUCAUUCAUCUCAAGUACCCUCGUUGCCGAACUCCGCCUAGUCCGUAGUCAAGCCGAUGUCUUGUUUAUCAUACUUAUUCCUUCUGGUGAUAAACUUAAAUCCGAUUUCAUCAUGAAAGAUUGCCUUAUUCAGAUUCAUAACCAAUCCCUAGCCUCCGAUCUAAUCAUUCUACCCAUUAAAAAUUUCGAAAUAAUUCCCAGAAUGGAUUGGUUAUCAAAAUUCAGCGCCCAAAUCAACUGUGCUCACAAAACCAUUCGUUUCUCCUUACCGAAUGGCACCUGUCAUUUCGUUGACAUAGUGGAAACUCUCGACGAAGAUAAAAUCGACCUUUUCAAAGUGCCAACCGAUUGCAAAUUUCCCGAUGUCUUUCCCGAAGAUCUCCCCGGUCUUCCACCCGAUCGUGAAAUUGAAUUUGAAAUUAAUUUGAUCCCCGGCUCCGCUCCUAUCUCUAAGGCACCUUAUCGCAUGGCGCCGUUAGAGCUAAAGGAACUCAAGGACCAAAUUCAAGAUCUUAUCAAUAAGAAGUUCGUCCGCCCUAUUUUUUCCCCAUGGAGUGCUCCGCAAGAAUUGACGUCCUUUUCGACCCACGUCAAGGCUCCACCGUCUAUUCCAAAAUUGACCUCCGUUUCGGGUACCAUCAAUUGA
Erythranthe guttata (spotted monkey flower) is the source of this 747-nucleotide messenger RNA. Lineage: Eukaryota; Viridiplantae; Streptophyta; Magnoliopsida; Lamiales; Phrymaceae. The record is from RefSeq and is a predicted model, not a curated record.